Pan troglodytes (chimpanzee) is the source of this 4813-nucleotide messenger RNA. It is a transcript of the gene C14H13orf42, whose product is annotated as chromosome 14 C13orf42 homolog. The transcript has 5 exons. Lineage: Eukaryota; Metazoa; Chordata; Mammalia; Primates; Hominidae. Bases 2098 to 3075 code for a protein of 325 amino acids. The record is from RefSeq and is a predicted model, not a curated record.
GUGUUACUGGAAAGGGGUACCAAUCCAGAUCUCAAGAGAGGGUUCUUGGAUCUUGUGCAAGAAAGAAUUCACGGUCUGACCCUUGGGAAGAAUCCAGCACGAGGUAGGAGUGAAGAAAGGAGAAUGUAGAGGAAGACAGUUUUAUUCCCUUUGUGAUCAAGAGGUUAGGUCGCUUGUGGCAUUCUGGAUAUGGAUGUAGACUUCAUUUUUAUUGAUUUAAACUCUCUAAAUCCAUGUAGAAUAAGCGUAAUUGUAAACCCACUGGCACAAGCUACUGAGAAAGGCUGUGUAGUCAUAGCCUGUGGAUACCUCUGAGAAGAAGUUCAGUCAGCACUUACCCAUCCCGGGUGCUUUGAUAUUAUGCAUGAGUCAAGGUAGGGAAGUGGUUUGGAGAGAGACUUCCCCUGGAUACCUGGGAACUCGGUGACUUUAUGAGUUCAUUGCAGUGAGGGGGCAUUGGGACCAGCAUAAUGGGCUGGAAGCUGGACAGUUGGGUCUGAGGACUGGUUCUGCACUCGCCUGAUUGAGACCACAGACAAGUCUCAUAACCUCUCCAGGGCGCCCCUUCUUCAUCUGUGAAUUGAUGACCACUAAAGAUGAUAAUGGAAAUAAUGCUUCUCUUCCAAGGAAGCUGCAAAUAUUAAAUAACUUAAUAUGUGUGGAGAUGCUUUAUCAUCCGUAAAGCAUGCUACGACUGUGAAGCUGAAAUGCUCCACAUGUGAGGGGCUGUGCUACCCCAGUGCUUAGAAGAAUGCCACAGGCAGAGGAUGCCCUCAACAGGAAAACAUUUAUAAUGAUAUUUUACAGUCAUACAAAGAAAAGUAUCAUUAUUGUUCCGAUGCAGGAUAGAAACAUUUAAAAAUGUUUUUAUUUGCAUCACAGACCUCUGAAUAUCUGAUAAAACCAUGAAUCUUUUCUUUCUCUUAAAACACACACACACACACACACCCCACACACAGAGCAAACAGCAAAAAUAAACCAUGCUAAUACAUUCAUUCAGUAAUGCUUUACAUACAAUUUCUGGGGGCUCAUACUUUCUCUUAGCUCAUAGCUUAAGAAAAUGCCUGACCUAGAGACUGGUGCAGGCUUGUACUCUCUGACUGUAGUCUAGGAGAGAAAUAGACUGCAUAGAAGAAUGAACAAAAUAACAAUGUUUAGCAUCUGCCUGAGAAAAAUGCUACAGAGAACAUCUCUGGAAUUCUAAUAGAUUCCUACAGCCCUCUUGAAAAAACAGUUUAUAUCUGAUGUUAACUAGUCUAAGUUAAAAAUGUGCUCAGGCUAAAGAAAGUGUCUGCCCCACACAUGUGGCCACCCUUCAGCUCACUGAUGCUUUUGUGCAAAAAGUCGUGGUCCGGAUAUCUGAAUCCUCCUCCUGCCUCCACAAUGGGCUGCUAUCCGGUAACGGCUGUGAGGUCCCAUUACCGCAGGGCGAGGCUCUUCCAGGACGCUCAGAUGCCUGCUCAGAGCUCAGCUUAUCGGGGGGAUCUGCGAGCUCCUGUCAACGCCCUGGUGUGUCCACCCUGGCCCAUCUUGGGGGACUAGAUUUUACCCUGAGCAACACAUGAUUUUUGGGUAAGGGCUGUCCGUGCUAAGUAGAAUUUCAUUUUGGAUUCAGAGAAUUCAGAACCGGAGUCAGCUCAGCCCAGGUGGAAAUGUAAAAAUUCACACCAAGAUCAACUCAAACUCAGUGAGACCAUGGCCAGCGAUGGAAAGUGAAAAGGAAAGAAAAUAACUGAGCAGGCAAAGCUCUGUCCCACUUUCUUCAUCCAGCUGGGGCCUUCCACGGGAGAGCACAGAAGGUAUUUGCACCCAAUGCUUCAUAAAGCCAGCCAGGGCACUCAUUUUUAAGCUCACAGUGCGCCACCUUCUAUCUUCGGGUUGUUUAUGGCCUCUUGGUUAUAGGAUGUAAACAUCCCCCAUGGGAGAUGUGCAGGUUACCCACCUGAUCAAGCCAGUACUCCCUGGGAUCCCAGAGAUCAGAGGCCUCCUGGAAGGCAGAUGGUGCGAGGCCUGGAUGUCGGCUCCUCUCCCCGCAUCUAGAUCAAGUGGCGGCAGCACAGGCAGCUGGAAGGUACCCACAGAAAGAAAUCGAGCACUAUGUUCAGAAAGAUCCACUCCAUCUUUAACUCCAGCCCACAGAGAAAGACGGCGGCCGAGAGCCCCUUCUACGAAGGAGCCAGCCCUGCAGUGAAGCUGAUUCGAAGCAGUUCCAUGUAUGUGGUCGGGGACCACGGGGAGAAAUUCAGCGAGUCCUUAAAGAAGUACAAAAGCACCAGUAGCAUGGACACCAGCCUGUACUACCUGCGGCAGGAGGAGGACCGGGCGUGGAUGUAUUCGCGCACCCAGGACUGCCUGCAGUACCUGCAGGAGCUGCUGGCCUUGCGCAAAAAAUAUCUCAGCAGCUUCAGUGAUCUGAAGCCCCACCGCACCCAGGGGAUUUCCUCAACCUCCUCCAAAUCCUCCAAGGGAGGGAAAAAGACUCCUGUCCGGUCUACUCCCAAAGAAAUAAAGAAAGCAACCCCAAAGAAAUACUCACAGUUCAGUGCCGAUGUGGCCGAGGCCAUUGCCUUCUUUGACUCCAUCAUUGCAGAGCUGGAUACAGAGAGACGACCCCGGGCUGCUGAGGCCAGCCUGCCAAAUGAAGAUGUGGACUUUGACGUGGCCACCAGCUCCAGGGAGCACAGCUUGCAUUCUAACUGGAUCCUGCGGGCACCACGCAGACACUCCGAGGAUAUCGCUGCCCACACUGUGCAUACUGUAGAUGGCCAGUUUCGAAGGAGCACUGAGCGCAGGACCGUGGGCACUCAGAGGAGACUCGAGAGGCACCCCAUUUAUUUGCCCAAGGCUGUGGAAGGGGCCUUCAACACCUGGAAAUUUAAGCCCAAAGCCUGCAAAAAAGACCUGGGGAGCUCCAGACAGAUCCUUUUCAACUUCUCAGGAGAAGAUAUGGAGUGGGAUGCAGAGCUCUUUGCGUUGGAGCCCCAGUUGUCUCCUGGGGAGGACUACUAUGAGACAGAGAACCCCAAAGGACAGUGGCUGCUUCGAGAAAGACUUUGGGAGCGGACGGUGCCCUGACUCCAUCUGGAUUCCUUGACGUGUCUCAGACUGGGUCCCUGAGAAGCUGUCCGCUUUCAGCGCAGCAUGAGGUAUUUGGUAGAGUUGAAAAUGCAAAUUGUAACACAGUCAACCCACUCAGCACACUGCCUGCUGGUGCCAUGCUAGUGCCAAACAGACCUGUGGCUUCCCAGGGGACAGGUCUCAGGACACUCUCAGAGCUUGAGUUUCUCUGCGUGGGCUGAUGACCAGGGACUUACAGCCUGGCUGGUCUUCAAGAGCUGAAGGAAUGGAAGGUCUUGAGUGGAGUGUCUGGGCUCACUCCCCUGACCUCACCUGGCCUGGUCCUCAUUCUCCACGUGUCUGUCCAGGUGGCUGCUAGCAAUGUGCUCAGUACCAGAAAUGAACUCACCUGUAGAUUUCUGGGUCAAAGCUUCAAAGAGGUAGCUCCUCUUUCUAUGAGGCUCAGAGACAUGCUGGAUCUGCACUGAGGUUGCCGUCUUGUGUGCAGAAUGCAGUUGAGAAAGCAGCUCCCUUUGCUCUAACUCUUUUCAGAGUUUUCCAGAAACUCCUGCUGCAUUAAGCUAAGACGAGGCUAAUGCCCUGGCAAUGGGGUGAGGGAAGGGGUAUGUCACGAGCCUGCCUGGGGGCCACACUGUUUCCUCAGGCCCCAAAACUCAGCUCCCCUUCACAUAGGCAAUUGACAAGAGAAGAAGGGAGAUGGGGUGAUUCUUUUCUUUUUCUUCUAAUUCUUACCUAGAAAAAUCUUUUUAAAUAUCCAUGGAACCAGUUUAUGACAGGCCACACCUUUCCCUUUCCCCAGUUAAGAGAACAAUCAGAAUCAUUACGUUCUUUUGGUAUAGAAAGGAUUUCUGUAUUUUAGGAACUAUCUGAGUCAGAAUUACAUUUAAAAUAUAUUCUUUGUAUUUCUAAAUACUUUUUACAUUUUUGCAAUAGUUGUACCCAUUCAAGCUUGAGAACCACUGGUUUGGAGAAUAUACUGAAAUUUAUUGUCACUUCUUUUUUUGGCAUUUUCUUGUAAACCAGUCUGUGCAUGUAUAAGAGCCUUUGGGCAGAAGGAAGGGAGAGAGACAAAAAACAGAAAACAAAACAAAACAAAGAAAACCACAAUCAUUUGAAUUAAGCCAAGGAUGUUCUAGGCUAAGGUCAGGCUAAGAACUGAACAGAGGCUUCCUUUCUGCCAUGCCUGUGGGAUGAUAUUCUUAUUGUUCCAUUUUUUAGGAAGAACCUUUUGUUUAUGCGAACCUGAUCAUAUGAAUCUAAGAAUAUGUAACUCUUAGAAAUAAAAAACAGCUAGUAAUUAUAUUGCAUUCUUAGAAAUUUUAUCUCAACAUGUUUUCAGAAUGAAACCAUACUAGAAAUGUUUUAAUACCUCUCUUUAUUAUUUUUCGAGUGCCAAUGUCAAUGUUUGGAAAGUUUCUUUCAUUUUGUUGCUUGUACUAACCCAGCUAUAGCCAGAAGCUUGACUGGAAAGUAAAUGUUUAGGAGAUUUGUUUUAUAAACUGCAUUAAAGCACUGCCAUUUAUCACCACAGAUCUUUUCUUUUCCCUAAAUGUGGCCUUGUUUGAAGCCUCAUCUAUAAAAGUUCAUUGUUGGGGAUAAACUCAGGAUAAAGGUGUUUUUACUCUGCCUCUUAUCAAACUACAGUUUAUCAUAGAUCCACCCUGAAAUUAUGUGGUGAAGAUACUGUGUACAUUUUGUUUUUAAAGAUAAGAAAAAAUAAACAUGACUGCGAGGA